Messenger RNA from Fonsecaea erecta, 789 nucleotides. RefSeq lists its product as hypothetical. Bases 1 to 789 code for a protein of 262 amino acids. Lineage: Eukaryota; Fungi; Ascomycota; Eurotiomycetes; Chaetothyriales; Herpotrichiellaceae. The record is from RefSeq and is a predicted model, not a curated record. The transcript has a single exon.
AUGGAGGGCCCUUCAAGUCUGAAAGGCCCAGGUGUAACCUUCAAGUCAUCCACAACACCUGCAGUUCGAGCACUUGGGCAAGAAUCCGGCAAAGAGGAGGAACUCGACAGGAUACACGCCCAACCGGGACCCUUUGACUCCCACGGUGUCAUCAAACCAUCCAAAACGCACACGGGAUUCUUCUCUGAGCACGGCCACUCCCUCUCUCACGUCCGACCCAUUACCAAGCAUCCUGGUUCAUCGGUCACAACAUUCUUCAGUGGUUUAUUCACCACGAUCAUCGGCAUAUCGACGCUCGGUGCCAGUAUUACCUUCUCCUAUGUCUUGUCCAAUAACACCUCCACCCCACGAGCAGGAAAGCCAGUCUUCAGGGUGGAACAGAUACAAGAGUUCCUGGCCAUCAGCUGGCUCUUAUUCCUUCUUGCGUUGACUAUAGCCUCACUUGGCUCGACUAUCUUGACCUUCUUCAAAGACCAUUGGAUUGCAGACUGGGACGGGCUGAACGGGAAAACUUCGCAACAGAGUGUUCAGAGGUACGCUAUGGUUGCUGCUGGACUGAUGGGCGGUCUCAUUAUCGGUGCGUUCGUGUUGCUGUGCCUGGUGGUUGUUGCAUACACCGCUGUGGUCGGCUGGAUUGCCUUGGGGUUUACCAGCCUUGUUGGAGUUAUCAUCUUUCUGGCACUGAUGAAUCAAGCUCCGUGGCCGUGGCGGAAUAACACGCCGUCUCCGAGCCGAAGACAUCGCAGCGCAGGUGGCCACGACGAACGUGAUACCGAGGAAGGACCUUGA